AUGCCAAGAUUAGGGUUCUCCAGCCUAACCCACAAGUUCCACGACGAACACCACGGAGCCAGCAACCACAACCCCGGCAACAUAAAUAACAGCCAUAGCAGCAACAGCAUCACCAGCCACGCCUCGUCCUCAAACGUCUCCCACGACGCCCAUCACAACUUGCUCAACUUCUCCUCUCCUUCCUCAGAGAACAUCCACCACAUCCACAACGCCUCCAGCUCCCCCAUGAACCACGCCCCCUCCUCGAGGAGAUCCUUCUUCGGCCUCAACUUGGGCAAGUCGCCCUCCAACGAGUCCCAGUACUCCAUCAUGUCCGACGACAAUCAUCAUGUGCAUAACAACCAGACCAGUGCCGCCCCCGCCAACCACCACAACAACAACAGCUCUUCCAACCUCACCUCCACCGCCUCCUCCAGCCACGUCGCUGCACCCCCUAUCCAGAGAAACGGCUCAAGCUCAAUGGUGCAGUUGAAAAAGUUCUUCAGGCCUGCAAGAAAAAACUCAAAUGACCAUAUUCACUCCCCAUUGAACCACUCCAACUCCGGCCUCAACAACAGGAGGUCGCCCCACGGACACUCCAACUCGAACUUGAAAUCCUUGAGUCAAAGUCAAAACAGCAGCCCCGCUCCGCAGACACCCUCGACACCAACCUUCACCCAUGACGCAAAUAAUAACAUGAUUGUGAAGACAGACCAAAAGUUUUGGGAUGACUUGGAAGGAUCUGUCACUAAGAAGUACGGGAAACUAGGAAAAGUUUUGGGUUCAGGAGCCGGAGGUUCUGUUAGAUUGAUCGUCAGAGAAAGUGAUGGUGUUACCUUCGCCGUGAAAGAAUUCGUCCCUAGAAGACCAAACGAAUCGGUAAAGGAGUACGCCAAAAAAUGUACUGCAGAGUUUUGUAUCGGUUCAACAUUACACCACCCGAACAUUAUCCAAACAUUAGAUAUUAUCAAUGAAAAUAACCAUUUCUAUGAGGUCAUGGAAUACGCACCAAUAGAUUUUUUCGCCGUCGUGAUGUCGGGCCAAAUGACCAGAUCCGAAAUCAACUGCUGCUUGAAGCAAAUCACCUUGGGUGUCAGCUAUUUACACUCUGUAGGUUUGGCUCAUAGAGAUCUUAAAUUGGACAACUGUGUCGUCACCAAGGACGGGAUUGUUAAAUUGAUUGAUUUUGGUUCUGCAGUCGUCUUUAAAUAUCCUUUUGAAGAAGAAACGGUUAAAGCACAUGGUAUCGUUGGUUCCGAUCCUUAUUUAGCUCCAGAGGUGUUAACCUCAACAGACAAUUAUGACCCCCAAUACGUGGAUAUCUGGUCUGUUGCCGUCAUCUAUUGUUGUAUGACUCUAAGGAGAUUUCCCUGGAAAGCUCCGAAGAAAGACGAUCCAAGUUUCAGUCUCUAUUGUAUGGAGGAUGAUCAACCUCAUGAUUACGUCGAGAGCGCAAGGAAACAUAAAGAAUUGUUGAUAGAAAGAAAAAAGAAAAUAGUACAGCUACAGAAGGAGAAGGAAGAAAAGGGAACGCAACCACAAGCUCCUCCACAAACUGAAGAUCCUGUGCAAAGCGUGACUGAAAAGGUCAACGAUUUGAACGUCGAAACACAACCCGCUCCCCCUGCACAGCAGAGUACACAACAAGAGAACCCUAUGACUUUGCAAGACGAAAUAUUAUUAGGUGACCCAGAUCAGGUCGCUGUUAAACCAAAGGUAGGCUCACAAAUGGAUGAGGAAGAACCCACAACAUCAGAUAAACCUGUGGCUAAAUUUGAUGAUAAGGGUAACGAAGUGCCUGAACGCCGUACAGCUGGUGCAACCAAAUCUCAAAAACAAAUACACGGUCCAUAUAGAUUGAUGAGGUUACUACCACAUGCGGCAAGGCCUGUAAUUUCCAAGAUGCUUGCUGUGAAGAUCGAAGAUAGAGCUACAAUGAAAGACAUCUUGGAUGAUGAAUGGUUCAAAGAAAUCAAAUACUGCACCAUCGACGAAGAUGGCAAAACCAUCAACGAUCCAAGUCAUCAUCAUACUAUAGUAUAA
Messenger RNA from Pichia membranifaciens NRRL Y-2026, 2022 nucleotides. RefSeq lists its product as hypothetical. NCBI's taxonomy places the organism in Eukaryota, Fungi, Ascomycota, Pichiomycetes, Pichiales, Pichiaceae. Bases 1 to 2022 code for a protein of 673 amino acids. Gene Ontology annotation, biological process: protein phosphorylation; intracellular signal transduction. The record is from RefSeq and is a predicted model, not a curated record. Gene Ontology annotation, molecular function: ATP binding; protein serine/threonine kinase activity. The transcript has 2 exons.